Molecule: messenger RNA, 681 nt
Organism: Zingiber officinale
Lineage: Eukaryota; Viridiplantae; Streptophyta; Magnoliopsida; Zingiberales; Zingiberaceae
Product: acidic leucine-rich nuclear phosphoprotein 32-related protein-like
Exons: 2
Coding region: 1-681 (226 amino acids)
Source: RefSeq, a predicted model, not a curated record
AUGUGGAUGAUCAUCCGAACUGAAUUUCAACUACCGACUGACACUGAUGAUAAGUUGGAUGCCGAUGAAAAUGAACGGCCAGAGUCUGAUGAAGAGGAGGAGGAUGAGGAAGAAGAUGAGGAGGAUGAGGAAGAGGAUCCUGGGAGUGGUGAGGUCGAUGGAGAAGAACAUGCAGAGAGGCUGAUGAAUGGCGUUGCUAGCAAUACAACACAUGCAGUAGUUGAUGCUGAUGAAGAAGAGGAGAGUGAUGCUGAAGAAGAGGACACUGAGACUGGUAUGGGAACAGAUGCUAAUGGUUUGGAGAGGGGGUAUCAUGCAUCCAAUGGAUUUCGAGUUGCCCCUAUCAGAGCAGCUUCAGUUGAGAGAGAAGAGGGCCAAGAUGAAGAGGAUGAUGAUGUUGAUGAGUAUGAGGAGGAGGAUUUGGGAGAGGAGAUUGAUGUAGAGGAGGAGGAUGAAGAAGAUGAUGACGUCGUUGAGGUUCAUGAUAUAGGAGACAGUGAAGAGGAUGAUGAUGGGGGUGAUGAAGGAGAAGAAGAGUUAGAUGAAGAGGAUGAGGAGGAUGAGGAUGGGGAUAUAGAAGAAGAUCAGGAUGUUCCAGAUGACGAGGAUGAUGGCUUACCUGGAAGCUCAGGGAGAUUCAUCAAUGUAGAAGGGGAGAUCGAUGGCCAGGGACCAGAUUGA